Betta splendens (Siamese fighting fish) is the source of this 2996-nucleotide messenger RNA. It is a transcript of the gene tmem267, whose product is annotated as transmembrane protein 267. Bases 640 to 1383 code for a protein of 247 amino acids. The transcript is spliced from 3 exons. NCBI's taxonomy places the organism in Eukaryota, Metazoa, Chordata, Actinopteri, Anabantiformes, Osphronemidae. The record is from RefSeq and is a predicted model, not a curated record.
AGAAAUAUCACUUAAACAUUUGAUUAUACCGUUACGUGAGAGCGUCUCUUGUUUUAUUGUUAGCCGAACGUGUCCUAGUGGCAGGUUGCUGCAGUUUGAGGGGAACUAAUCGUGACCGCCGCUGCCGCCUACACAAAGCCCCGUAGCUAGUAGCUAGCCAGUUAGCAUGUAGCUGCCAUCGUCAGCGACGCUAGCUAGAUGCUGAAGACGUUGUUAAAUAUGUUCUUGAACCGUUCAAUGUCAGCCUGUAGAUGCCACAUCAAGGCAAUGACAGUCGGCGAGCUUUGUCGAGCGUUCAUUCCGUUAACGGCGGCCGCUCGCGGGGGACAAAAAUAGCUGUCAGCUAAUGAAAUUUUCAUACACAGCAGCCCGAUGUUAUGACUUUGUCCUUCGAGAGAUGCUGGCUGUUGUUACAUCAGCAGCUGGCAACGAUAAAGCGGAUUCAGGCAACGCGCCAGCGGAGGGUUUGCCCCACAUUUCACCGAGUUGCAUGAGACGGAGACCGGUUUUUCUGUUCACCGUGAUCAAUGAGCUCAUCUGUCACCAGCUGUGACGCUCGCCUGAACGCUGCUGAUGUAAAGUCUCCCUGAACCUCAUUGACCUUCAGUGGCAGCUUGGCCCCUUCAGCCAUCAGUCAACAUGCAAGGAUUUUACUCGAAGCUCGACUCAUCCCCCUCCUCAUCGCCAUUAUUAGGCGUGGGCCUUGGGGCUGACCAUGCGCCUCUUCCUCUCAGCUUGGCUGUGGAGACUGAGAAAGCACAGGCUCUUCUCCAAACGUUCAGCUCUGCCUCCCUGCUUGCAUCAGCAGGGCUUGGAAUGUUCUGCGUGGUGGCGGACCACGCUCUGCAGCUGCCAGUUAUCCAGCACCAUCUGUGGCUGCGUGCUUCCUUGGACAAUGCCACGCACGGAUUGAUUGGGCUGUGGUCAUGGGCAGUAGUCAUUGGACUGAGGAAAAAAAGUGACGUGUAUGAGGUGCUGCUGGCUGGUCUUCUAGCAUCCAUCAUAGACAUGGACCACUUCUACAUGGCUGGAUCCUUGUCACUUAAGGCUGCGGUGUCUCUCCCUCAGCGUCCUCCCCUACACUGCUCCUCCCUCAUCCCCGUCCUGUGUCUCUCCCUCCGCUUUCUCAUGUGGAUCGGACGCCUUAAAGAUGCUUGGUGCUCCUUGCCAUGGAUGCUUUUCAUCUCCAUGGCGACGCACCACGUUCGGGACGCAGUGCGCCAUGGCCUGUGGGUGUGCCCCUUGGGCAACACGGCACCGAUCCCUUACUGGCUGUACGUCAGCACCACUGCGACUCUUCCUCACCUUUGUUCAGUCCUCAUGUAUCUGACAGGAACCAGAGAUGUGAUCUCCACCAAACACGGCGUGGCCAUCGAUGUUUAGAGGCCUCGGACUUUCCACCGACUUUACCACCGGAAAAUAUGCUCUUGGCUACUAAACAACCUUUCCAGUUACUACUGUAUAUUUGAUAUGCUGCGUCUGGGAAUAGAGACUGUCACGGACACUGCAUUAAACCUAAAUAUUGGACUGAAAUCACUGAAGAAAAUAAUGUGUCACCUGAGUGAUAUCAAAACUUAAAACACAUGAUUUAAGGGAGUGAAGAUGAACACAACUCACAUUUUCCGUCCUGGGUGAAGAAGAAUGUUAAUUAACAUUUAUUGGAAAAUUAACUGAUAUUAGGAAAACAUAAUUUCAUAAUACCUUAAAUCCAAGGAUGGAACAUCAGGAAACAGCUGCAGGCGCCACCAAGCAGGCGUGUUACCAGAGUAAUUAGUAUUAAUUAGAGAUAAAGAAUAGACUCAUCUCUCCUGUUAAACCCCGUCGUCCGUUUUGCUGCUGUAAUGAGCUGUAUUGUCCACUGAAUGCUAUGUUUUGAAAGUCAUAGUGGCAGCUGUGUUUUUUCUCAGGUGGAUGUGGAUUCGUGGUGUUUGUUUUUCAGCACUUUGACAUGAUGUAAGUUUUUGCCUAAAUAUGUCUUUGAUUUCAACCAGGAAGCAUCCAUUUGAUUAAGUCAUUAUAGCAAAGGCUGAAAUGACAGGACUUAUUUUAUUAAGUGGUUACUUGUUGUUUUAAGCCCAACCGCUGGAGGAUAAGGGUGAAAUGAUGAAAGUUGGUAGAUAUUUUAACAUUUAGGGGAGUAAAUUGUACAGUAAUGUUUCAUUACCACUAAUAUUUUCAUUGUUUUAGAAUAAUAUAAAGUCAUUUCUACAUGUGUAUUUUUUGUUAUGCUACUGUGUAAAACUUAGUCUACAUGCCGAUAUUUUGAUCAUAUUUCAAGAAAUGACAUCAGUUGAUUCGCAGGAUAUGAUUUACUCUGAAAAGUACGUCUUGGUAAAGGGUGACUUGAUUCGUUUUUAAUAGUUUGUUGCGGCAGAUCUGGGCAGUACAUGCAGCAGAUGUCUUCAGCGUGCUUCUGUCUAAACUGAAAAGAACCUUUGCCAAACUCGAAAGAAGGAAACGAACUUUCCUUGUUUUAUUGUUAACAAGUUACUGCGUUUACGAAUAUAAUGAAUUCAUGGGCCAUUUUUUUAAAUAUUGCUAUUUAUAUAAUUUAUAUAAUUUAAAACAAAUUUCUACUUAUACUGUGAGUCUGAUGCUGUGUUUUGUUUGUAGUUACACUUGAUGUCCAGAAGGUGGCGGUAAUAAGCUGUAAGAAAGUGAUUCCUCCAGAAUCCAGACUAAUCAGGUCCUUAAAUACACGAUCUGUGCAAAGUGUGAGGGAAGACUGUUGACACGUUCUUUAGUUUGAUGUGAGGAACCAACAUGUGAUGGCUGCUGACAUCGACAUAAUCAAUAAAGAAUCCUUCUCUGCUGCUGCUUCUGUUUAAAGUGUGAUCUAAUUUAAUGUAACCUUAUGUUGGAUUUUGCACAUUUUUUAAGUUUAUGUUUUGAAAUAUUUGUUAAAUACUUUUAUUGCAACUGUUUAAUUCUGGCAGGACCUCAGUCAUUUUAAUGUAAUGUUAUGUUAUUUGUAUUCCAAUAAACUAUCCAAACUA